AUAAUUUUAUUCUACUGUAGAAAAAUAAUCUGAAAAAAUUGUAACUAUUUGCAAUACAUUUUGAAACGAUGUUUUCAAAAAUUGUAUUCGUAUUCUUUGUAGCUUAUUUUACCAGAAGAAAUGUUGUUGCUAAUGAUACUCCUGAUGAGCAUGGAAAAAUUAUAGUAGCAUUAAAUGAUGUAUACAAUUUUUCGUUUUUAUCUAAUGAUGAAGGUCGUAAAAAUUUAUUGAUUUUCCUUAAACUACUGGACAAUAAAUCUAAGAUUUCUUUUCACACAACAAAAGUAACAAAUUUUCCACGUUUAAUAAAUAGAAACUCAAGUAAAGACUCAAUUGUUUACUAUGGUCCAGGAAAAAUCGAAAUAAAUUUUGAAAAUGAUGAUUCUGGCGCCGAAGGUUUGAGAAGUCUACUCAGUGAAUUGAAUACUAAUACAUCCUUUAAAUUAGAGUCAACAAUACCUGUUCCAGAAAUUAAUACUGAUGAUUUUCAAAACUCAAGUAAAGACUCAAUUGUUUACCAUGGUCCAGGAAAAAUCGAAAUAAAUUUUGAAAAUAAUGAUUCUGGUGCCGAAGGUUUGAGAAGUCUACUCAGUGAAUUGAAUACUAAUACAUCCUUUAAAUUAGAGUCAACAAUACCUGUUCCUGAAAUUAAUACUGAUGAUUUUCAAGAUUUAGGUAAAAAAAUAAAUGUUCUAAAAAUUGAUACAGCUUCAUUUGUAUUUAUUGCUGAUGAUCCAGAAAUAUUUUUGAAAGAUAUUCGGAGUCUAUUUAAAGAAAACGUUAGCAUAUUCAUUGGACCAGUUAAAGAUGAAAGUAAUUCAAAAGAUUUACCGAAAUUAACUUUAAUGAAGCUUUAAUAGAGAAUAUAAAAAAUUUAAAUUAAAAUUUCUUUUAAGUUAUUUAAAAGAAAUCAAACAAUCAUAUUUAUUUAAUAUCAAUCAAUGGAAUAAUAUUAAAAAAAUAGUUCAUUUAUAUGAUUCAAAUCUAUUUUUAUUGUUCAAUGCAUUGCUAUACUUUCAAUUUAUGAUAGUUCAUUUUACAAAAUAAAAAAACUAAUAAAAACUUUAAA
Molecule: messenger RNA, 1069 nt
Organism: Daktulosphaira vitifoliae (grape phylloxera)
Lineage: Eukaryota; Metazoa; Arthropoda; Insecta; Hemiptera; Phylloxeridae
Exons: 13
Coding region: 69-857 (262 amino acids)
Source: RefSeq, a predicted model, not a curated record